AUGAAAGCCAAACUUUUAUUGCAAGUCCUCAGUAGAAAACAAAUCAGCUGGGAUGAUCCUUUGCCAGAGAAUGAGUUUGCACAAUGGACUUGUUGGUUACAAGAUAUUCCCAAAUUGCAAGAAGUAAAGAUCAGUCGUUGUUUCAAGCCACUGAGUUUCAGUGAAAUCAAGGUUGUGCAAGUACACCUAUUUUCAGAUGCUUCACGAGUAGGGUAUGCAGCAGUGGCAUACCUUCGUCUUGAAGAAGCAAGUGGUAAUGUACACAUAGCGUUGGUUAUGGGCAAGUCGAGGCUGGCACCGUUACGUGAAAUAAGUAUUCCAUGGCUGGAGUUAACUGCCGCUGUCCUCUCAGUAAGAUUAGCUACCAUAAUUCGUGAAGAAUUAGACAUGUCGAUACAGAAAACGUAUUAUUGGACAGAUUAUAUGUUGGUGUUGAAGUGCAUAAAUAAUCAAACAAAACAAUUUCAUACAUUUGAAUCAAAUCGUUUAACAGUGAUUCAUAGAGAAACUGAUCCGUCCGAAUGGAACUAUGUCAAUCAAGAAGACAACCCCGCUGAUGAUGGUUUGAAAGAAAUGAGGCUGAAUGUCAUGAUUCAAAAUGGUCGUUGGUUAGCAGGUCCCACGUUUCUUAAGGAAAGCGAGAGUGAAUGGCCUCGUUUCCAAGGAAUACCAAGUUUGAAUGAUGAAGAUCCACAAGUUAGGAAGGAAAUUCAGAUUUAUACAGCCUCUCUCCAAAGCAAUGGUUUGGAUGUUUUAAUCUCAUUCUACUCGGACUAG
Molecule: messenger RNA, 777 nt
Organism: Dendronephthya gigantea
Lineage: Eukaryota; Metazoa; Cnidaria; Anthozoa; Malacalcyonacea; Nephtheidae
Exons: 1
Coding region: 1-777 (258 amino acids)
Source: RefSeq, a predicted model, not a curated record